AUGGCUCAGAUCAUGCCUCUGGAAUUGAUGAUUCUUCUUUUGGGGCUUCUUGCCAUGUUUGAAUUGAAUCCUUAUGGAGGGAGGCUGGUUGAACCUUGGAUCUCGUCCACAUCCGCCGCGUCUCCGAUUUCAGAUGCUAUUGCGGUGUCUCGGUUUCUGAACCCGCAGUUUCGGAGGGUUCUUCAAGCUCUGAAGAGGAUAGUGUCUGGGGUCCAGCCAACCGGAUCUAUACACCUUGGAAAUUAUCUUGGUGCCAUAAAAAAUUGGAUUGAUCUCCAGAAUACAUAUGAUACUCUCUUCUUCAUCGUGGACCUCCACGCGAUAACUCUACCAUAUGAUACGCAACAACUAUCUAGAGCAACAAAAGAUACAGCGGCAAUUUAUUUGGCGUGUGGUGUGGACACCUCCAAGGCUUCUGUCUUUGUGCAGUCUCACGUUCGUGCUCAUGUAGAGUUGAUGUGGCUGUUGAGUUUCUGCCACCCCAAUUGGUUGGCUUAA
Molecule: messenger RNA, 498 nt
Organism: Ilex paraguariensis (yerba mate)
Lineage: Eukaryota; Viridiplantae; Streptophyta; Magnoliopsida; Aquifoliales; Aquifoliaceae
Source: the annotation of a GenBank genome assembly